AUGGAUGACACCUUGUACGAUGAGUUCGGCAACUACAUCGGUCCGGAGCUAGGAGACAGCAGCGACGAGGAGGAUUCGGACGAUGAGGAGGAAGAAGAGGAGGAGGAGGGAGAUGGAGAUGGCGAGGGAGGAGAGGGUGCGGAAGGGAUGGAAGUCGAAGGCGCGGUCGGCGGCGACGCUAUUGUCCUGCACGAAGACAAAAAGUAUUACCCCGACGCUGAGGAUGUGUACAAGGGUGCGGCCACCGUCACAGCGGACGAGGACGCUCAGGGGCUCGAGGAGCCCAUCAUCGCGCCCGUCAAGACAAAGACUUUCUCCAAGCUGGAGAAGGAGCUGCCGGACACGAAGUGCUCCCCGGAGUUUAUGGCCUCUCUCAUGGAAACACCCACCCUGGUACGUCACGCGGCGGUGGUAGGGCACCUCGGGCACGGGAAGACCCUGCUCAUGGACGUCUUAGUUGGACAAAGCAGGGUGAAACCGUUCGACCCCUCGAAGGAGGUGCGGUACACGGACACCCGCGUGGACGAGCAGCAGCGGGGGCUGUCGGUCAAGUCGUGUCCGGUGUCCAUGGUGCUUGAGAGCACCGCCGGGAAAUCGUACCUGCUAAACCUCAUCGACUGCCCCGGGCACGUUAACUUCGUCGACGAGAGCGUUGCCGCCAUGAGAGCUUGCGACGGCAUCGUGCUGGUGGUCGACGCUGUGGAGGGGGUGAUGAUGCACACGGAGACUUUGGUCAAGCACGCCCUGCACGAGGGUCUCGCCAUCACCCUCUGCAUCAACAAGGUGGAUCGCCUUCUGCUGGAGCUGAAGCUGCCUCCCGCGGAUGCGUAUUUCAAGCUCGUACACACCUUGGAGGAGGUGAACGCCCUCAUCGCGGCGAACAGCACGGAAGUCACCGGCCCCCCGCAGAGGCUGGACCCGGCCAAGGGCAACGUUUGCUUCGCGUCGGCGCAGCACGGCUGGGCCUUCACCACCGCAUCUUUCGCCAAGGUGUACUGUGACGCUUACGGGGAGAUGAGCCCGAAGGAGCUUGGCAAGCGUCUGUGGGGCGACGCUUGGGUAGAUCCCACCACCCGGGCGUUCCGAAAGGGAUACCCCCCUCCGGACUGCCAGAGGACCUUCGUGCAGUUCAUCCUCGAGCCCAUGUACAAGAUUUACUCGCAGGUGUUGGGCGAGGAGGCAGACACCCUUCGGCACACGCUCGCCCAGCUUGGCGUAAGAAUCGGCAGGGAUCAGUUCUACCUUGACCCGAAGCCGCUGCUGAAGCUGAUCUUCACCAAGUUCUUGGGGUCGGCGUCUGGUUUCGUGGACGUGGUGGCCAAGCACGUACCUUCUCCGGUGGCGAAUGCGCAGAAAAAGAUAAUGAGGACCUACACCGGCGACCAGACCUCGUCCAUUGCGGUGGCCAUGGCCAAGUGCGACCCCCUCGGGCCCCUCAUGGUCAACGUGGUGAAGCUGUACUCCACGCCGGACGGAGAGGCGUUCACGGCCUUAGGGCGUGUUUAUAGCGGGGCUGUAAGAACGGGGCAGAAGGUCAAGGUGCUUGGGGAGGCGUACUCCACGCACGACGAGGAGGACAUGGCGGUCAAGGAAGUCACGGCCAUCAGCAUCAGCCAGGGCAGGACGGUGAUGGACAUCAACAUGGCGAAGGCCGGCAACUGGGUGUUGCUGGAGGGGGUGGACGCGUCGAUCCACAAGACGGCCACCAUCUGUGAGGCCGAGGAGGGCGGUCUGGGGGGAGGGGAGGAGGCGGCCAUCUUCCGGCCCCUGUCGUUCAAGACUACGUCGGUGAUCAAGUUGGCGGUGGAGCCGCUGAACCCUUCCGACUUGCCGAAGCUGGUGGAGGGGCUCCGCAAGAUCAGCAAGAGCUACCCGCUCGCACACACCAAGGUGGAAGAGUCCGGCGAGCACGUGGUUCUUGGGACAGGCGAGCUGUACAUGGACUGCGUCAUGCACGACCUCAGGGUCAUGUACGCCGACGCCGAGGUGAAGGUGGCUGACCCUUCGACGGCGUUCUGCGAGACGGUGGUCGAGACGUCCUCCCUCAAGUGCUUCUCCGAGACACCCAACAAGAGGAACAAGCUCACCAUGAUCGCGGAGCCCCUCGAGAACGGGCUGGCAGUCGACAUCGAGUCCGGAGAGGUGAGCAUCGAGUGGGACCGGAAAACUCUGGGAGAGUUCUUUCAGUCCAAGUACGACUGGGACCUGCUGGCUGCGAGAUCCAUCUGGGCGUUCGGGCCGGAGAACGACGGGCCUAACAUCCUGGUGGACGACACUCUUCCCAGCGAGGUUGACAAGAACCGCCUGAACGCUUGCCGCGAAAGCAUCGUACAGGGCUUCCAGUGGGGAUGUAGGGAGGGACCGCUCUGCGACGAGCCCAUCCGUAACGCCAAGUUCAAGAUCCUGGACGCGGUCAUCGCGGCGGAACCUAUCCACCGGGGGGGGGGGCAGGUUAUCCCGACGGCGAGGAGGGUGGCGUACUCGGCCUUCCUGAUGGCGACGCCACGGCUCAUGGAGCCCAUCUUCCGGGUGGAGGUGCAGGCGCCAGCGGACGUGGUUUCGGCCAUCUACCCCGCUCUUCAGAAGAGGAGAGGACACGUCGUUCAGGACGCUCCGAAGCCGGGGGCACCUUUCUACACGGUGAAGGCGUUCAUCCCCUCCAUCGACUCCUUCGGUUUCGAGACCGACCUCAGGGCCUACACGCAGGGCCAAGCCUUCUGCACACAGGUGUUCGACCACUGGAGCAUCGUACCGGGGGACCCGCUGGACCGCAACAUUAUCCUGCACCCGCUCGAGCCGUCGCCGCCACAGCACCUCGCCAGGGAGUUCAUGGUCAAGACCAGACGCAGAAAGGGUCUAAGCGAGGACGUUUCGAUCAACAAGUUCUUCGACGACCCCAUGCUCAUGGAGCUGGCCAGGCAACAGGCAGAGAUGGGGGCAGGGGGCAUGGUGUGAUGCGGUCGCUUUUAGAGAAAGAGAGGCGCCAACAAACCUGGUUGGUGAUACUGCUCUUUUCGGUGUUUGAAAUACGCAGCGGCGACGGGGUUUGUACGAAGAAAAACUUGUAACUUUUGAGUAGAACCGAAACAAGCCGCAUUUCAGUAGGGCUGAUCUUAUCGAGGAGCGGAGGCGGCGCGAUAUUGAGCCAAAGCAGGGCGAUGAUGGUGUAGUCGAACGAGGGUGUUCCUGACAGUCGUAGUAUCCGAGGUGAUGCCGGACUGAGAGCGUUCGGUCCCUCUGGGUGUAUGCGGCCGGCGGAAUGGAAGGGCCAUGGGGUAGUCAUUUGUUGCUUGCCUCUUGCUCUUGGCGCUAUGGGCCAUGCACCGCGUUCGAGACGGAGAAGGGGUGGGUGGCGCGUAGGGGGGAUGGUACUCGUGUAAACGCAUGCCGCAGUCGUUAGACCGUCGUUGAUUUCGCAGCAUCCCUGCAACGGAGCGGUGGCGCGUACAAGUAGGAGUUGUCAGAAUUUUUCGCCGUCGUUAUGGCGUGCAGGUUUGUUUGCGUUUCAGCCGAAGCAAAGUAGCA
Molecule: messenger RNA, 3525 nt
Organism: Ectocarpus siliculosus
Lineage: Eukaryota; Phaeophyceae; Ectocarpales; Ectocarpaceae
Source: the annotation of a GenBank genome assembly